Molecule: messenger RNA, 1099 nt
Organism: Talaromyces proteolyticus
Lineage: Eukaryota; Fungi; Ascomycota; Eurotiomycetes; Eurotiales; Trichocomaceae
Exons: 5
Coding region: 65-1003 (312 amino acids)
Source: RefSeq, a predicted model, not a curated record
AUCCUCAUGCCUCGACUUUUAUAUCCUUAUUUUAAACUUCGUAUUUACUCUUUUUCAUCCCGUCAUGAACAAUCAGUGCAGGAAAGCUGUCAACUCUGCUGUCCUCAUCAAUUGCCUCCGGGAACGGCUGCGAGUCUCCUUCAAUCCCCCCUUCAGACACACCUUCGACCUCUACAGCCUAUCCGAGGACUAUACCUCCUGGAGCCACCAAGCCGAGCAACUCGGCACCGCGAUGGUCUCCGUCAUGAGAGCAUACAGCAACAACAACGCCGAUAGCCGCAUCAUCCUCAUCUGCGGCAACGUCGAAACCCCUAGCAGCCUGCCCCCACUCACACAUGCCACCAAACAACUCAUUCUGCGACCCCAAAUGAUCACCGAACUCGAGCCAAUGAUAUGGGCCUUUUGCUCGAAAUACUUCUACAAUGAAAGUCACGAAGGCCCAGACGCGGUGCUGAAAACACUGAUUCUGCAGCUCUGCGAUAAGGGAUUUCUUGCUUCAGACGACUUUAAUUUCACGAUGCCAGCUUCUGACUUUAAAUUUGCAAUUCUCUUGUUGCGUGACAUGCUCUCACCGGACCAGGAGAAGUUGGGGAAUAAUGCGGAUGAUACGUGGAUUAUCAUUGAUUAUCCGUCCUUUUUCAAUAUUCGGCCGGAUUGGAGGCGUAAGAUGGAGGACGUUCUGACAAUGUUGGCGAUGGCGGUUAGGUUAAAUCCGGGGCUGAGAUUGGUCGUGACUCAUCCGGGUAGGUUGGAUCCGAAUAUUCAUAUUGCUUUGGGACCUUUUCGCGUUUUUAUCAAUACUAUCGUUAGGCACGGCAAUCAGCAUUUCUGGCGCGAAUUUGGAUUCAAGAUUGUCUCGUCAGAUCUAAGAUCCAAUGGAUAUAUAUUGCAUAUAAUAGCCUGUUUUGUAUCACUUUUCUAUUCAUAUUCCUAUAGUAAAUCGCUCUUUUGCGCUAUGCCUUCUGCGAAAUCAAGCAUAGUUGAAGUGAUUCCGUCUGCCUAGUAAGCCGUACAGUAAAUUAAACAUCACAAACAACCUUGGAGAAGAUGCAAUCUUCUAUAGAAAUAUCAAUUCUGAAUCAUCGAAAGUAUAGAAUGG